Molecule: messenger RNA, 641 nt
Organism: Suricata suricatta (meerkat)
Lineage: Eukaryota; Metazoa; Chordata; Mammalia; Carnivora; Herpestidae
Gene: LBHD2
Product: LBH domain containing 2
Exons: 4
Coding region: 95-412 (105 amino acids)
Source: RefSeq, a predicted model, not a curated record
GGGAGCGAGGGAGGGCGAACCCGGGCGGGCAGCUCCGAGCCCAGAGUGGCGACCCGGCGCGAGCAUCCAGCGCGGGAGGACGGAGAGCAGCAGCAUGAGCACCCCCCAGCCCGCCGCGCCAGAGCUGAGCCCGGCUGAGGAGGCUGGAGGCCCAGUAAGGCAGGCUGUGCAAAGCUCCCGGGAGAAGGGCCUUCGGCUGGGCCAGCGACUGCCCUCGAUCGUGGUGGAGCCCAGCGAGGUGGGUUCUGUGGAGAGUGGGGAGCUGCGUUGGCCCCCAGAGGGUGCCCUGAGGGGGUCAGCCCAGAGCCAGGUUGCUUCUGCCCCCUCACCGAGUCUGCCAGGAGCGCCAGGGAGGGUUCCAGAUGAUGCUGGCAGUGAGUGCGGCAGGUGCCAGGCCCAGACCCCCCAGUGAGGAGACAGGGACAUGGCUGGGAUCUCAUGUGCGAGGGCCCUAGCACACCCUGCCCCUGACUCCUGCUCGCUGACAGCUGAGAGGCCCCGGGGCUGAUGCUUGGAGCGGGGAGAGCAAAGCCUCAUGGGGUGUGGCCGGGACCACGGCCUGUCCCCUCCCAUCCACAGCCCCCGCCAUCACGUCCCCCUGGUUCCUUGGUUUGAAGCAGAAAUAAAGGCUCUUCCCGGUA